UCGCAGCACAUUUUCUUUCUUUCAAAUGCGUGUUGCUUAAAACGUCCUCCUAGACACGUCACAUGGACACAUGAGCCAAUGGCAACCCGAUAUUGGGAGGCCCGUGGGGCGCGUCUGAGACUCUUGGCUCCUGCAAAAUUGCUUCAUCCGCUGGUGUUCAUUUCCAGAAGUCUUUCCAGGGAAGGAGCCACACGUUUUCCCCGAUGCCCGACUGGCUAUGACAACGUCACUGGUCCUGCGUCCACGAUGGACCGACCCGGUCAUGUUUUUGUAUGACAACACGAGCGCACUGGAGGACGCAAGCAAAAACAUGGAGGCAUUUGCUGGAGGUAAUCUGGCCCCGAGCUCGUGCAGAAAUCUUUUGGCUCCCAGCGUUGCUUACACGUCAUGCGAAGUGACUACAGGAGAUGGAGAGGCUGGGAAACAAUGUAGCACGACCUCACAGGGAUCUGGCGGCGCGUCACUGCCUUAUGGGUAUUUUGGCAGCGGUGGAUAUUACUCAUGCCAAGUGUCUCAUCCACAUUGGGCUGGCAGUGUGGUUAAAUCGUCUGCCCAUUCACCAGCGUCUGCUACCUCUCAAUACGGGGAUAAAUAUAUGGAUAUGUCAGCUCCUUCGGCUGAAGAUUAUGUUUCUUCUAGAGCCAGGGAGUUCGCAUUCUAUCCGAACUAUGGAUCAAGUCUGUACCAGCCUGUUGCUGGGUACCUGGAUGUACCCGUAGUGCAGGCUGUGAGUGGGCAUUCGGAGCACAGGACCGAGUCUUCUGUUUUGGGGGACCCGUGGGGGAUCAGCGCUAGCGGCUGGAACGCACAAGCAUGUGGUGAGAAGGAGCAGCCGUUUACAGGACACGCGUGGAAAUCCUCAAUCCCAGACUCAGUUCCUCACAGGGAAGCAGACUCGAGUUCGUUCCGGCGCGGCAGAAAGAAACGCGUCCCCUAUUCAAAGGUGCAACUCAAAGAGCUCGAGCGCGAAUAUCUGGCUAACAAGUUCAUUACCAAGGACAAGAGAAGGAGGAUAUCCGUAAUGACCAACCUUUCUGAACGGCAGGUGACCAUCUGGUUUCAGAACCGGCGCGUAAAAGAGAAGAAAACUGUCAACAAAUUCAUUAAAAACUAAACUCCAGGCUGUGGCGCGCUUCAGCAAACAAUACAAAGAAAACAAUAUGUACACCAUGUCUAAUAAAAUGUCCUGUAAUGACUGAA
Silurus meridionalis is the source of this 1200-nucleotide messenger RNA. RefSeq names its product homeobox A13a (gene hoxa13a). The transcript has 2 exons. Bases 218 to 1114 code for a protein of 298 amino acids. Gene Ontology annotation, biological process: regulation of transcription by RNA polymerase II. NCBI's taxonomy places the organism in Eukaryota, Metazoa, Chordata, Actinopteri, Siluriformes, Siluridae. The record is from RefSeq and is a predicted model, not a curated record. Gene Ontology annotation, molecular function: DNA-binding transcription factor activity, RNA polymerase II-specific; RNA polymerase II cis-regulatory region sequence-specific DNA binding.